AUGCCCUUAUCGGGCCCCGGAUGCUUUGUGUUGCUUCCCCAUGUCCCAGAUGUCCCUAAUGGUGGUCCGACGCUUCAUAAACUGCUGCUCGCGGCUCCUCUUCCAGCCCGUAAACCACCAGUGUUGACCACCAUGGACAUCAGUUAUUCUCCCGCCGAGUACGAAGACCCUCAGCCCGGCCGCAAUGCCCUCCCAGCGCGAGCAUGGACGGACUCGUCCAGCGCCGACCGUUUGUCGCUCAACGGCGACUGGCGGUUUCGGCUUUCACCCAUCGCACGUGUCCCUGAGGACUUUGCCCACGCCGACUAUGACGACGCCGCGGCCAAGGGAUGGAGCGACCUGCCUGUCCCGAGCCAUUGGGUUCUCAAUGGCCACGGUGCACCAAUCUACACCAACGUCCAGUAUCCGUUCCCCGUGAACCCGCCGUUUGUCCCCACAGAGAACCCGACCGGCGACCACCGCUUGUCGUUUGAGCUGCCAGCCUCAUGGAAGUUGACCGAGGGCAAGGUGCGUCGGCCGAACGCGAACAGAAAGAAGGCAAAAAAACUGACUGCCAAGACCGUUCUCCGCUUCGACGGUGUCGAGUCGUGGGCUAAGAUCUGGGUCAAUGGCGUCGAGCUCGGCACGACGUCCGGAAGUCGCCUCCCUGUCGAGUUUGACGCCACCGCCGCUCUGCAUACGGGCACGAACGUUGUGGCCGUCCGUGUCCACCAAUGGUCCGCUGCCUCGUAUGUGGAGGACCAGGACAUGUGGUGGCUUCCAGGCAUCUUCCGCGAUGUGACGCUGGCCCAUCGUCCCGUCAACUCGGUAGCGGACCACUUUGUGCACGUCGCCUACGACAGUCAAACCGGCACAGGAACCCUCAAGGUGGACUCGUCUCCGGCCGGUCGAGUCCUUGUCCCCGAGCUCGGCAUUGACGCUGCCACCGGCGAGUCUGUCACUGCCACAGUUGAGCCGUGGACGGCUGAGACCCCACGGCUGUACCACGGUGAGCUCGUGACCGACGGUGAGCGGGUCCCGUUGUCAAUCGGCUUCCGUACCGUGGCAAUCGAAGACGGUCUCGUCAAGGUGAAUGGUCAACGCAUCCUCUUCCGCGGCGUGAACCGCCACGAAUUCCACCCCGACACGGGUCGAGCUCUCACCCGCGACACCAUGCUGCAAGAUGUCCUGUUGAUGAAGAGCUACAACAUCAACGCAGUGCGCACCAGCCACUACCCACCUCACCCGUACUUUCUCGACCUAUGCGACCAGUACGGCCUGUGGGUGAUCGACGAGGGCGACAUGGAGACCCACGGCUUUGCCGACACGGGUGCCGCCGACUACUGGAGUGGCAACCCGAUUGAUUCAGACAUGUACACCGACGCACUCCUGAACCGCACCGAGCGCAUGGUCGAGCGCGACAAGAACCACCCGUCGAUCGUGAUGUGGUCACUGGGCAACGAGUCCAACCGGGGCAAGAAUAUUGGCCUCAUGACCAACUGGAUUCGGCAGCGCGACCCUUCGCGCCUCGUCCACUACGAAGGCGGAAACGAGGGCGACACGUCAGCAGAGCACACCGACGUGUUUACCCUCAUGUACACUCCGCACGACGUGGUCGAGAAGAUUGGACAGUACAAAGAAGAGCCACUGGCCGACGCUCGCCUCGAUGCGCAUCGCCGCAGCCUUCCAUUCUUCAUCGUCGAGUAUGCCCAUGCGAUGGGUAACGGCCCAGGCGGCAUGUCCGAGUACCAGCGCCUCUUUGAAAAAUAUCCCCGCCUGCAGGGAGGGUUCGUCUGGGAAUGGAUCGACCAGUGUUGCCUCAAGACGAACGCCGAUGGCCGUCCGUACUGGGCCUAUGGCGGCGACUUUGGAGAGGAAGUGCACGACAGCAACUUUGUGGCGGAUGGUCUCUUGUUCCCCGACCGUACGCCCAGCCCCGGCUUGAUCGAGUACAAGAAGGUCAUUGAGCCGGUCCAGAUCACCGGCGACGCCGCCAAGGGCGAGGUCACUAUCCACAACACGUUCAACUUUAGCGACCUGUCGUCUUUGGCCUUUACCUACAAGCUGGAGCGUCUCAACCUCGAGCAAGUCCAAAAGAUAGAGGGUACCCUCCAGGUGCCACAUGUCGCCGCUGGACAGUCGGUUGUGGUCAAGCUUCCCGACGUCAAUGUUCCCGGAAACGGCGAGGCUGUCUGGACCAUCACAGCCAGCCUUGCCGCCGAUACGCUUUGGCAAAAGGCCGGGCACGAGGUGUCGUGGGGUCAGUUUGCCGCUGCCCCAGCGGCUUCGGAGGCCCCGCAGACCAAUGGUGGCGUCUCACCAUUCGUCCCUAUCGUCAAUGAGACCCUGGGUACGGUAAGCGUUGGCCCAGCCGUCUUCAAUCUCAGUGAUGGCCAGCUUUUCCAGCUUGGUGAGCUCGCAGUAGAAGGCUUCAAGCUGGACAUUUGGCGUGCCCCGACCGACAACGACAACGGCUUCGAUUGGCCUACCAAGACCCGCCUGGCGACCUUUUGGCGCGACGCCAAGCUGUUCCUCGCCAAACACCGCCUGAUCCGGGCUUCAAUCGAUGGCGACGCGUUUGUGGUCCACACCCGAGUCGGCUUCCCGGUCUUUUCGCGCGGGUUGCUCACGACGUAUCGCUGGACUGCUGGGCCUAAUGGCAGCGUCACAGUCUCGGUUAAGGUUGUGCCCGAGGGAAACUGGGGUGACCUGGUUCUGCCCCGCCUGGGCUUCCGCACGGGACUCCCAGCGGCGCUCGACCGUGUACAGUGGCACGGCUUUGGCCCCGGCGAAGCGUACCCAGACACGCGCGCCGGCGUCCAGCUUGGGGUCUACGACCGCACCAUUGACGAGCUCCAAACGCCUUACGUCUUCCCACAGGAGAAUGGCGCCCGUAUCGAUGUUCGCGCGGCAGAGAUUACGGCUGGCUCGGGCCAUGGACUGCGGAUUGAAGGAGCGCCUGUUUUCGGCCUGACCGCGCGCCGCUGGACCUCCGAGCAGCUUGAAGCGGCACAGCACACGACCGACUUGGUGGCUGGCGACCAUGUGUGGGUCAACAUCGACUAUGCACAGAACGGUAUCGGUACGGGUUCGUGCGGUCCCCGCACCCUGCCUGGCUAUGAGCUCAAGCCCGAGGAGACCGAGUUUUCGGUCACCCUCCGCGCCAUCUAG
Molecule: messenger RNA, 3150 nt
Organism: Apiotrichum porosum
Lineage: Eukaryota; Fungi; Basidiomycota; Tremellomycetes; Trichosporonales; Trichosporonaceae
Exons: 2
Coding region: 1-3150 (1049 amino acids)
Biological process (GO): lactose catabolic process
Cellular component (GO): beta-galactosidase complex
Molecular function (GO): beta-galactosidase activity; carbohydrate binding
Source: RefSeq, a predicted model, not a curated record